CUCCGCAGUUGGAAACAGGAGGAUCGCGAGUGUCCCGGAGCAGAGAGACAAACACCACCCACUGCAAGUCUCACAGUGGACGGACUUCUUUCCUCGGACAUAAGCGGGACUUGUCUUCUCUCUCUGUGGCCAGGAUGGACUCGGACUCCACCGUCCAGUGUAAACUCGUGGUUGUGGGGGACAGUCAGUGCGGGAAAAGCGCGCUGUUGAACGUGUUCGCCAAAGACAGUUUCCCUGAGUGCUACGUGCCCACGGUGUUUGAAAACUACUCGGCCAGCUUCGACCUGGACAUGCAGCGAGUGGAGCUCCGGCUGUGGGACACCUCAGGUUCUUCUUACUAUGACAACGUACGUCCCCUAUCCUACCCGGAUGCUGACGCAGUCCUCAUCUGCUUUGACAUCAGCAGACCAGAGACAUUAGACAACGUGCUUAAGAAGUGGAGAGGAGAGAUUGAGGAGUUCUGCCCUAACACCAAGAUGCUGCUGGUAGGCUGUAAGUCAGACCUCAGAACAGACCUCUUCACCAGGUCUCACAGCAGACACACUCCAGUAUCAUACGACCAGGGCUCCAACACAGCCAAGCAGCUGAGCACCCCCUACCUGGAGUGUUCCUCACUGCAGUCUGACAACAGCGUCAAGGACAUCUUCCAUGUGGCAACCCUGGCGUGUGUCAACAAGAACAACAAGAACACCAAGAGGAGGAAGUCCUCCAGAGCCACUAAGAGGAUGUCUCACAGCGGAGGAGACAUUUCCCCUGUAGCAUCAACACAUUAUCAGCAGACCAAAGCUAAGAGCUGUGCUGUUAUGUAAACACAAAUACUGAUACAGACACUGCCAUGGACAGAGCAUGUGGAGGGUCAGUCCUACAGUCUCUGUGGUUCAAGAUGUCAUUUGAACAUUAAGUGGAGACAACACUAAGUGUCUUACAAAUGUGUGUCCACUAAAACAUCCUCAGCGUUCCUCGUCACAGUGAAGGAUGAACAGUACUCUUCCAAGAUUCUUCCAAGUACUCCCGUCCAAGUAUUCCUUCAUUAAAAGAUUGGUCUGACAUGUCUGCUGUAGGUUUUCAGCAUAUUCAGAUUGACAUUAUUUUGAUACUUGUCCAACCAUUCAAUGAGCUCUCGAGUCCUGUAGCUGAGGACAGUUUCUAGUUUCUCCUCUAGUGACAUUGAUCCAAAUCCUAAUCAACCAGGCUCAACAACAUGUGCAUACAUUAGUUCAUGAGGAGGUUCACCUGAAUGUGUAUAGGAGUGUCACACUCUCUAUGCUCCUCCAACUAUUUACACCAGAUAAGUGUUGCCAUUAUCAGAAUUUUGCCCACACUAUUAUGUGACCUAGGUGUACUCAGCAGAUAUAAAGACAGUUUUCCCAGAUCUAGAUCCAGAUGAUCGCAACACCGGUUAGAGGUGAAGUGGCACUUAUUUGGGAUCUUCGAAUCUUUCGUUCUUGGAAAAGUAGGUGAUCAGGAGAUGGUCCCCUGGUAAACCCAAACUAUCAAAAGCCACCAUUUUACUACCUGAUACGAAAAUGUGAAGUUUCAUGAAGAAAUACCAAAUGAUUUUGAUGAUUCUGCACUGGAAACUAAAGGAUUACAGACUGAAAGACCAACCAGGGGGGCAAUGAAUACUUUGGAUAUCUGUGACUGUUUUGUUGGCACUCGUUCUUACCUUUUUGUUGUGGUGUAUAACCUGUUCAGCCUGCUCCAGGAUAAUUACUGGAGUGGAAACCACAUGAGCAAGCAGUGAGUUAUGGUGAUUCCACACAGCAUCACAUAAAGGAACAGCAGAGUGUACUGUCAGCCAUGAGGAUACAAAUACUACUUCUUCUGAAAUCAGCUUUAUUAUAUGAAGCUUGACAUGGUAUCUUCUCUUGUUAUUUUUGUACCUUUGUAAUAUUGGUCGAGAGCCAAACGACAAAUGCUAGGAGGAUUCCUCUGAGUUUUGAGAGCCAGGAAGGUGAGGCAGAAUGUUGAGAGGAUACUUUCUUUGAUGUUAUCAAAGUCUUGCAUGUGAUGUAUGAUAUGUAAUAUUCCUUGUGACCAAUCUUUGUUCAAAAUGUUUUGUUAUGCAAGAUACGUUUAGUUUAUUAAACAUUUUUUCAUGA
Molecule: messenger RNA, 2102 nt
Organism: Paralichthys olivaceus (Japanese flounder)
Lineage: Eukaryota; Metazoa; Chordata; Actinopteri; Pleuronectiformes; Paralichthyidae
Product: rho-related GTP-binding protein RhoE-like
Biological process (GO): small GTPase-mediated signal transduction
Cellular component (GO): cytosol
Molecular function (GO): GTPase activity; GTP binding; protein kinase binding
Source: RefSeq, a predicted model, not a curated record